This is a messenger RNA of Falco peregrinus (peregrine falcon), 3762 nucleotides long. RefSeq names its product checkpoint with forkhead and ring finger domains (gene CHFR). Gene Ontology annotation, biological process: mitotic cell cycle checkpoint signaling; protein ubiquitination; ubiquitin-dependent protein catabolic process. Bases 130 to 2169 code for a protein of 679 amino acids. The transcript is spliced from 18 exons. The record is from RefSeq and is a predicted model, not a curated record. Gene Ontology annotation, molecular function: protein binding; ubiquitin-protein transferase activity. Lineage: Eukaryota; Metazoa; Chordata; Aves; Falconiformes; Falconidae. Gene Ontology annotation, cellular component: nucleus.
GCGUUCCCUAUGGCCGCCGUGCGCCGCCUCCAAUGGCAGGCCUGGCCCUGCCCAGCCCUGAUCAGCUGAUGGUGGCAAUGUCUGUUGACAGGAGCCGCCUCGGCCGCGGGACUGGGUAUGUGAAUCCAAAUGGAGCACUCGGAAGGAGGCGAGCAGAGCCAGCAGCAGCAGCAGCCCUGGGGGAAGCUGAUCCGGCUGGGUGCUGAUGAGGCAGAGCCGCACGUCUUGCUGCUGAAAAGAGAAUGGACAAUUGGUCGGAAGAAAGGUUGUGACUUAUCUUUCCCUGGCAACAAGUUGGUGUCUGGAGAUCACUGUAAAAUCAUAGUGGAUGAAGAAUCUGGUCAAGUGUCAUUGGAAGAUACAAGUACUAAUGGAACAGUAAUUAAUAAACUGAAAGUGGUUAAGAAGCAGACAUACCCUUUACAGACUGGCGAUGUGAUCUAUGUUGUUUACAGAAAAAAUGAGCCAGAGAACAAUGUUGCUUAUCUUUAUGAAUCCUUAAACACAAAACAUGAUGCAACUCAAGAACCAGUAGAAGUUAAUGUAGAAAACCAAUGCCAUGUGACCAAAGAUACCUCAAGUACAGGAAGAAGUAAUGAUGAGACCCAAAUUACCUCAUCGCCAUCAGUUACUCAGUCUUGCUAUGAGGAACCACAGCCAUCUACUUCUACAUCUAACCUCUUUAAUGCUUCUUCUACCUCUCUUAUUGAGUCUGCAUCUGUUCAGCAGGAUAAUCCUUCUACAUCUGGAUCACAAUCCUCAGUUUUCCCUCCUGUGCCUGCUUUCCCAGUCUUAGAAUCUGUGUGUCUAAGAGCACUGCAUGAUGAACAUGAAAAGCUGGAUACAAAUACUGAAACUUCCGCAAUCCCUUCAGAAAUCACCGACAGAGAAAAAGCAGAAUCAGAUUCUCAGACAACAGGGGAGGAGGAAGGUUUGGAACCUGCUAAGAAGAAACUAAAAGGAGAUGAAGAUGCUUGUCCAAAUCUUUCACCAGCAGCUCCAAGUGAAUGUGUAAUUAAAAUUGGAUCUGAAGAUGCAAAAACAUCAAAUGUGAAACCGGAUAAGAUGGAAGAAACAUUAACUUGCAUUAUCUGCCAAGAACUGCUGCAUGACUGCGUAAGCUUGCAGCCUUGUAUGCAUACUUUUUGUGCUGCCUGCUACUCGGGAUGGAUGGAAAGAUCUUCUCUGUGUCCAACUUGUCGUUGUCCGGUAGAACGUAUUUGUAAAAAUCACAUAUUGAACAACUUGGUUGAAGCUUAUCUGAUUCAGCAUCCAGAUAAAUGUCGUAAUGAAGAUGAUGUACGUAGCAUGGAUGCUAGAAACAAAAUUACUCAAGACAUGUUGCAGCCCAAGGUGCGGAGAUCUUUUUCAGAUGAGGAAGGAAGUUCUGAAGAUUUAUUGGAAUUGUCAGAUGUAGAUAGUGAAUCUUCAGAUAUCAGUCAACCAUAUAUAGUAUGCAGGCAGUGCCCAGGGUAUCGAAGACACUCUGUUCCAGCUCUGCCUGGCACAGGCCAAGAGACAGAAGCAGGAGGAAUGCAAGCACUGGGAGAUGCGCCAUCUACAUCUGCCAAUUUCCCUGCAGCUGUCCAGGAAUAUGUAUGUCCUGCUCAAGGAAGUCAUGUAAUAUGCACCUGCUGCUUUCAACCAAUGCCUGACCGAAGAGCAGAGCAUGAACAGAAUCCUCAUGUUGCUCCUCAGCAAUGUACAGUUUGUCUGCAACCCUUCUGUCACUUAUACUGGGGCUGCACUCGGAUGGCAUGUUUUGGCUGUUUGGCACCAUUCUGUGAAAUAAAUCUUGGUGAUAAGUGUUUAGAUGGAGUCCUAAAUAACAACCACUACGAGUCAGAUAUCCUCAAGGAUUACCUGGCAUCCAGGGGUUUGACGUGGAAAAAUAUGUUAAACGAAAGUCUUUUAGCUCUUCAAAGAGGAGUUUUUAUGUUGUCAGAUUACAGAGUUACUGGGAACACAGUGCUUUGCUACUGUUGUGGCCUUCGCAGCUUUCGAGAACUUGCCUACCAGUACAGGCAGAAUAUUCCUGUUGCUGAAUUGCCAGUGACUGUCACAUCACGUCCUGAUUGCUACUGGGGGCGCAACUGUCGAACUCAGGUCAAAGCACAUCAUGCCAUGAAAUUCAAUCACAUUUGUGAACAAACACGAUUCAAGAACUGAAUACUUGUAGUCUGUAGAGAGGGGACAAAAACCUGUUACACUGCUUGUACAGUUUAAGGUUUCAGGGGAUCUUCUCUGUUCCCCAUAGCAGGGAGUCAGUAACUUUUGCAUCAGGUAAUCUGGUGUGAACUUUUUAAUUUGUAGAAUUUUACAGCUGUACAUGAAUAAGGUAGAUUAUUACUUUUUUUUCAAAGAAAGUCCAGCAAGCAUUGCAUUCCGUUCUCAUGACUACAGUGUCCCUGUAUCACUUCAGUGAAGAACACAAACGGGAAUCACACACACAAAAACCAGCCAUAUCUUGGGAAGACCUAAGAAUAAGGAGUGUAUUUGCACUACUUGUGAAGAAACUAAGAAAAAUCCUUAGACUUAAAAUAGAAAUGUUUUGUAAAAGUAUCUGAUGGAUAUUUCAAGAGCCAUUAAUAUUUAAGAAGGAAAUUGUCAGUGUAUAUUUGUAACUGCAUUUUGCGGUAGUCUGAUAUUUUGUCGCUACCCAUUGCAUUUGGGCUAGAAACCACAUUAAUAUUCACUUUAAAAAAAAUAUCCGUCCAUUAAACAGCUGUUUCAACUUAAAGUUUCUUCCAUAUGUGCCGUGUUAUAGUGGAAGUAGUUACAGUUUCUUUUCUUAGUUUAGUUGUGUUGAUGUUUUCAUUCACAUUAAAUUACAAAAAUAAUUGCACAAAAAUUUGAAAAUCAAAUUCAAAGUUGGGGUAGUACUUGAAGCAGAAGAGACUUCUGCUAAUAUUACUUCUGUAGUGUUUUAUAUCAGGAGACCAAACAGUGCUUUUGAGAUAGAGCAGCCAGUAGGACACACUGGUUCAUUUUUUGUAUUUCUUUCUUGGUUCAAUACCAUAUGCUAAAUAUGUACCUCUGCCAUGCAGCUGUUCUCUAGCAUGCAUACACUGGUGAAAAUGUAGAAAAAGCUAUAAUUUAAAACAGAAUAUAGCAGCUUUACUGGAAGGAACAAUCUUACAGAAAAUAAUUCAGUUUGGACAAAUUGUAGCAAUAUGGAGGCAUUUCUGAGUAGGAAUAGGGAUGAUGAAGGGGAACAUUGGUGUCACUGACAUAAACGUAGAUUUUAUUUUCAUGCCUUCUGCAGAGCUCCUUCAGAAAAUGCCCCAAGCAUCAUUCACAAAAAAGAAAAAAUGCCAACACGACCACCCACUCACACAAAUUGAUCUGAUCUGAUCUGUUUCUUCAUAAUCUGGUAGCUAAUGUUGGCAAACCUCAACUGGGACCAAUUUUUCUUUUUCAUCAUAGCUAGAAGAGCAAGACAGAAUGAGAAGAAAGCAUACCAAGUUACCUCUGUAGAUACCAUGUUUUUAAGUAUGCCUUAUUUUGUGAGGAGGAUUUAUACUUUGAUGUUAGAAAGUGUGCACACAAUAUCUUGUGAUAUAAUGGAGCACAAAUGAUGCAGCACAUCGUGUCUACUGGUGUCAGUGAAUUAAACAACUAUUUCCAGUAAUGCACAUCUUAAUAUGAAUGCUAAUUAGAAUGAUGUAUUUCUGUUUAGAUUUUUAUUUUUUAAAAUAGCUGUCGCAAGGAUGGGUCUGUUGACCAUGCCCGUAUGCUAUUAAAAAUACACUUUGGUGUGGA